Molecule: messenger RNA, 32025 nt
Organism: Coregonus sp. 'balchen'
Lineage: Eukaryota; Metazoa; Chordata; Actinopteri; Salmoniformes; Salmonidae
Source: the annotation of a GenBank genome assembly
AUGGUUUUAUACUGCAGAAAGAACUGUGGUGGCUCUCAACUGAGCACUGGAACAGCCCUGUAGAGGAGAGACAAUGACAUGUCUGUAGUUAGACGUGAGAGAGAGAGAGAGAGAGAGAGAGAGAGAGAGGGAGGGAGAGAGAGAGAGAGAGAGAGAGAGAGAGAGAGAGAGAGAAGAGAAAGAGAAGAGAAGAGAAGAGAAGAGAAGAGAAGAGAAGAGAAGAGAAGAGAAGAGAGAGAAAGAAAGAGAAGAGAAGAGAAGAGAAGAGAAGAGAAGAGAAGAGAAGAGAAGAGAAGAGAAGAGAAGGAGAAAGAGAAAGAUAGUAAGAGAGGUUUAAGAAAAGGGAAGCCAUGAGGGACUGGGAGACGGGGGUGAGACCCGAUGGGUUAAAUCCUAAGGGUUUUGAUCUCCCUCUCUUCUCCUCUCUUUUCCCUCUCUUUUCUUCCUGACUCAGCUCAAGUCUCACAACCUCGUUCCCCCUCUCUCUCUCCCUCCGUUGUUCAAUUAUUUUUCUCACUUUUCCCUCAAUCCAUUUCCAUCUUUCUUUAUGUUAAUGCACUCCCUCUACAUCUCCAACUGAAAUUGUAGAUCAUAGUAGAAGAAUUUAGCUUGUAGGCUCUCUCAUAUCACCACAAAAACUCAAAUGAGUGAAAUGCUCCUCUUUGGCCUCCACAGUUUAUUUGUUAAUUCUCAGUUUGUGUAUAAUGACGCUGGAUGUAUGUACUGUAACAACAACACAGCUGUGUAUGUAACAUUAACACAUGAUGUUUGUAACCAUAUUUAUGCACUCUUCUCUAUCUCUCUCCAUCUCUCUCCCCCUCCCCAUUUCCCCCUCUGUCCUUCUCCUACCCCAGUGUGGACAGCGCGUUUCUCCCAGGAGCCAGCGGACCAGUCGGUAGUGCGGGGCCAGAGGGUGAUUCUGUCCUGUGUUGUGUUUAACUACUCAGGCAUUGUGCAGUGGACCAAGGAUGGACUGGCCCUGGGCAUCGGAGAGGACCUCAGGGGUGAGACUAGUACAACUCUAACACCACCCAACACAAAACAACACCCAAAGCCCAACACCCAACACCCAGUCUAGUUGCCCUCCUUAAAAAGCCUCUCUGUAUUUUGCCCUGUUUUUCUUUUAUUUUCUCUGUAUUUUCUCUGUGUCUGUCUCUCUGUGCCUGUCUCUCUGUGUCUGUCUCUUUGUGUCUGUCUCUCUGUGUCUGUCUCUCUGUGCCUGUCUCUCUGUGUCUGUCUCUUUGUGUCUAUCUCUCUGUGUCUGUCUCUCUGUGUCUGUCUCUCUGUGUCUAUCUCUCUGUGUCUGUCUCUCUGUGUCUGUUUCUCUGUGUCUGUCUCUCUGUGUCUGUCUCUCUGUGUCUAUCUCUCUGUGCCUGUCUCUCUGUGUCUGUCUCUCUGUGUCUGUCUCUUUGUGCCUGUCUCUCUGUGUCUGUCUCUUUGUGUCUGUCUCUCUGUGUCUGUCUCUCUGUGCCUGUCUCUUUGUGCCUGUCUCUCUGUGUCUGUCUCUUUGUGUCUGUCUCUCUGUGUCUGUCUCUCUGUGUCUGUCUCUCUGUGCCUGUCUCUCUGUGUCUGUCUCUUUGUGUCUGUCUCUCUGUGUCUGUCUCUCUGUGCCUGUCUCUCUGUGUCUGUCUCUUUGUGUCUGUCUCUCUGUGUCUGUCUCUCUGUGUCUGUCUCUCUGUGUCUAUCUCUCUGUGUCUGUCUCUCUGUGUCUGUUUCUCUGUGUCUGUCUCUCUGUGUCUGUCUCUCUGUGUCUAUCUCUCAGUGCCUGUCUCUCUGUGUCUGUCUCUCUGUGUCUGUCUCUUUGUGCCUGUCUCUCUGUGUCAGUCUCUCUUUGCCUGUCUCUCUGUGUCUGUCUCUCUGUGUCUGUCUAUCUGUGUCUGUCUCUCUGUGCCUGUCUCUCUGUGCCUGUCUCUCUGUGCCUGUCUCUCUGUGUCUGUCUCUCUGUGUCUAUCUCUCUGUGCCUGUCUCUCUGUGUCUGUCUCUUUGUGCCUGUCUCUCUGUCUGUCUCUCUGUGUCUAUCUCUCUGUGCCUGUCUCUCUGUGUCUGUCUCUUUGUGCCUGUCUCUCUGUGUCUGUCUCUCUUUGCCUGUCUCUCUGUGUCUGUCUCUCUGUGUCUGUCUCUCUGUGCCUGUCUCUCUGUGCCUGUCUCUCUGUGUCUGUCUCUUUGUGCCUGUCUCUCUGCAUCUGUCUCUCUGUGUCUGUCUCUGUCUGUCUCUCUGUGCCUGUCUCUCUGUGUCUGUCUCUCUGUGUCUGUCUCUCUGUGCUUGUUUCUCUGUGUCUGUCUCUCUGUGUCUGUCUCUUUGUGCCUGUCUCUCUGUGCCUGUCUCUCUGUGUCUGUCUCUCUGUGCCUGUCUCUCUGUGUCUGUCUCUUUGUGCCUGUCUCUCUGUGUCUGUCUCUCUUUGCCUGUCUCUCUGUGUCUGUCUCUCUGUGUCUGUCUCUCUGUGUCUGUCUCUCUGUGUCUGUCUCUCUGUGUCUGUCUCUCUGUGCCUGUCUCUCUGUGUCUGUCUCUUUGUGCCUGUCUCUCUGUGUCUGUCUCUCUUUGCCUGUCUCUCUGUGUCUGUCUCUCUGUGUCUGUCUCUCUGUGCCUGUCUCUCUGUGCCUGUCUCUCUGUGUCUGUCUCUCUGUGUCUAUCUCUCUGUGCAUGUCUCUCUGUGUCUGUCUCUCUGUGCCUGUCUCUCUGUGUCUGUCUCUCUGUGCCUGUCUCUCUGUGCCUGUCUCUCUGUGCCUGUCUCUCUGUGUCUUUUUCUCUGUGUCUAUCUCGCUGUGCCUGUCUCUCUGUGUCUGUCUCUCUGUGCCUGUCUCUCUGUGUCUGUCUCUUUGUGCCUGUCUCUCUGCGUCUGUCUCUCUGUGUCUGUCACUGUCUGUCUCUCUGUACCUGUCUCUCUGUGUCUGUCUCUCUGUGUAUGUCUCUCUGUGCCUGCUUCUCUGUGUCUGUCUCUCUGUGCCUGUCCUUCUGUGUCUGUCUCUUUGUGCCUGUCUCUCUGUGCCUGUCUCUCUUUGCCUGUCUCUCUGUGUCUGUCUCUCUGUGUCUGUCUCUCUGUGCCUGUCUCUCUGUGUCUGUCUCUCUGUGUCUCUCUCUGUGUCUCUCUCUGUGUCUGUCUCUCUUUGCCUGUCUCUCUGUGUCUGUCUCUCUGUGUCUGUCUCUCUGUGCCUGUCUCUCUGUGCCUGUCUCUCUGUGUCUGUAUCUCUGUGUAUAUCUCUCUGUGCAUGUCUCUCUGUGUCUGUCUCUCUGUGCCUGUCUCUCUGUGUCUGUCUCUCUGUGUCUGUCUAUCUGUGUCUGUCUCUCUGUGCCUGUCUCUCUGUGCAUGUCUCUCUGUGUCUGUCUCUCUGUGCCUGUCUCUCUGUGUCUGUCUCUCUGUGUCUGUCUCUCUGUGCCUGUCUCUCUGUGUCUGUCUCUCUGUUUCUAUCUCUCUGUGCCUGUCUCUCUGUGUCUGUCUCUCUGUGCCUGUCUCUCUGUGUCUGUCUCUUUGUGCCUGUCUCUCUGCGUCUGUCUGUCUGUGUCUGUCUCUGUCUGUCUCUCUGUGCCUGUCUCUCUGUGUCUGUCUCUCUGUGUCUGUCUCUUUGUGCCUGUCUCUCUGCUCCUGUUUCUCUGUGUCUGUCUCUCUGUGCCUGUCUCUCUGUGUCUGUCUCUUUGUGCCUGUCUCUCUGUGCCUGUCUCUCUUUGCCUGUCUCUCUGUGUCUGUCUCUCUGUGUCUGUCUCUCUGUGCCUGUCUCUCUGUGUCUGUCUCUCUGUGUCUCUCUCUGUGUCUCUCUCUGUGCCUGUCUCUCUGUGUCUGUCUCUUUGUGCCUGUCUCUCUGUCUGUCUCUCUUUGCCUGUCUCUCUGUGUCUGUCUCUCUGUGUCUGUCUCUCUGUACCUGUCUCUCUGUGUCUGUCUCUCUGUGUCUCUCUCUGUGUCUCUCUCUGUGCCUGUCUCUCUGUGUCUGUCUCUCUGUGCCUGUCUCUCUGUGUCUGUCUCUCUGUGUCUGUCUCUCUGUGCCUGUCUCUCUGUGUCUGUCUCUUUCUGUCUCUCUCUCUGUCUUUCAAUCUCAGGCUCUCAAUACAAUUCAAAGGGCUUUAUUGGCAUAGGAAACAUUUACGUUUACGUUGCCAAAGCAAGUGAAAUAGAUAAUAAACAAAAGUGAAAUAAACAAUCAGAAAUUAACAGUAAACAUUACACUAAAGUUUCAAAGGACAUUUCAAAUGUCAUAUUAUGGCUAUGUACAGUGUUGUAACGAUGUUCAAAUAGUUAAAGUACAAAAGGGAAAAUAAAUCAAUAUAAAUAUGGGUUGUAUUUACAAUGGUGUUUCUUGUGGCAACAUGUCACAAAUCUUGCUGCUGUAAUGGCACACUGGUAUUUCACCUAAUAAUUUAGAUAUGGGAGUUUAUCAAAAUUGGAUUUGUUUUCUAAUUCUUUGUGGGUCUGUGUAAUCUGAGGGAAAUAUGUGUCUCUAAUAUGGUCAUACAUUUGGCAGGAGGUUAUGAAGUGCAGCUCAGUUUCAACCUCAUUUUGUGGGCAGUGUGCACAUAGCCUGUCUUCUCCUGAGAGCCAGGUCUGCCUACGGUGGCCUCUCUCGAUAGCAAGGCUAUGCUCACUGAGACUUUACAUAGUCAAAGAUUUCCUUAAGUUUGGGUCAGUCACAGUGGUCAGGUAUUCUGCCACUGUGUACUCUCUGUUUAGGGCCAAAUAGCAUUCCAGUUUGCUCGGUUUUUUGGUUAAUUCUUUCCAAUGUGUCAAGUAAUUCUCUUUUUGUUUUCUCAUGAUUCGGUUGGGUCUAAUCGUGUUGCUGUCCUGGGGCUCUGUGGGGUCUGUUUGUGUUUGUGUACAGAGCCCUAGGACCAGCUUGCUUAGGGGACUCUUAUCUAGCUUAAUCUUUCUGUAGGUGAUGGCUUUGUUAUGGACGGUUUGGGAAUCUCUUCCUUUUAGGUGGUUGUAGAAUUUAAUGGCUCUUUUCUGGAUUUUGAUAAUUAGCGGGUAUCGUCAUAAUUCUGCUCUGCAUGCAUUCUUUGAUAUUUUACGUUGUACACAGAGGAUGUUUUUGCAGAAUUCUGCAUGCAGAGUCUCAAUUUGGUGUUUGUCCCAUUUUGUGAAUUCUUGGUUGGUGUGUGGACCCCAGACCUCACAACCAUAAAGGGCAACUGAUUCAAGUAUUUUUUGCCAGAUCCUAAUUGGGAUGUCGAUCAUUUUAUGUUCCUUUUGAUGGCAAAGAAGGCUCUUCUUGCCUUGUCUCUCAGAUCGUUCACAGCUUUGUGGAAGUUACCUGUAGUGCUGAUGUUUAGGCUGACGUAUGUAUAGUUUUUUGUGUGCUCUAGGGCAACGGUGUCUAGAAGGAAUUUGUAUUUGUGGUCCUGGCUUUUUCUCUCUCUCUCUCUAUCUAACUAUCCAUCUCUCUAUACCUACAUUACCGGUCAAAAGUUUUGGAACACCUACUCAUUCAAGGGUUUUUGUUUAUGUUUACUAUUUUCUGAUGAAAGCUUUGCACACUCUUGGCAUUCUCUCAACCAGCUUCAUGGGGUAGUCACCUGGAAUGCAUUUCAAUUAACAGGUGUGCCUUCUUAAAAGUUAAUUUGUGGAAUUUCUUUCCUUCUUAAUGCGUUUGAGCCAAUCAGUUGUGUUGUGACAAGUAAGGGGGGUAUGCAGAAGAUAGCCCUAUUUGGUAAAAGACCAAGUCCAUAUUAUGGCAAGAACAGCUCAAAUAUGCAAAGGGAAACAACAGUCCAUCAUUACUUUAAGACAUGAAGGUCAGUCAAUCCGGAAAAUUUCAAGAACUUUGAACGUUUCUUCAAGUGCAGUCGCAAAAACCAUCAAGCGCUAUGAAGAAACUGGCUCUCAUGAGGACCGCCACAGGAAUGGAAGACCCAGAGUUACCACUGCUGCAGAGGAUAAGUUCAUUAGAGUUACCAGCCUCAGAAAUUGCAGCCCAAAUGCUUCACAGAGUUCAAGUAACAGACACAUUUCAACAUCAACUGUUCAGAGGAGACUCUGUGAAUCAGGCCUUCAUGGUCGAAUUGCUGCAGAGAAACCACUACUAAAGGACACCAAUAAUAAGAAGAGACUUGCUUGGGCCAAGAAACACGAGCAAUGGACAUUAGACAGGUGGACAUUUGUCCUUUGGUCUGGAGUCCAAAUUUGAGAUUUUUGGUUCUGACCGCUGUGUCUUUGUGAUGACCUCCGCAUGUGUAUUUCCCACCGUAAAGCAUGGAGGAGGAGGUGUUAUGGUGUGGGGGUGCUUUGCUGGUGACACUGUCUGUGAUUUAUUUAGAAUUCAAGGCACACUUAACCAGCAUGGCUACCACAGCAUUCUGCAGCGAUACGAAGUCCCAUCUGGUUUGGGCUUAAUAGGACUAUCAUUUGUUUUUCAACAGGACAAUGACCCAACACACCUCCAGGCUGUGUAAGGGCUAUUUUACCAAGAAGGAGAGUGAUGGAGUGCUGCAUCAGAUGACCUGGCCUCCACAAUCCCCCGACCUCAACCAAAUUGAGAUGGUUUGGGAUGAGUUAGACCGCAGAGUGAAGGAAAAGCAGCCAACAAGUGCUCAGCAUAUGUGGGAACUCCUUCAAGACUGUUGGAAAAGCAUUCCUCAUGAAGCUGGUUGAGAGAAUGCCAAGAGUGUGCAAAGCUGUCAUCAAGGCAAAGGGUGGCUAUUUGAGGAAUCUCAAAUAUAACAUAUAUUUGAUAUGUUAAAUACUUUUUUGGUUACUACAUGAUUCCAUAUGUGUUAUUUCAUAGUUUUAAUGUCUUCGCUAUUAUUCUACAAUGUAGAAAAUAGUAAAAAGAAAGAAAAACCCUUGAAUGAGUAGGUGUUCUAAAACUUUGGACUGGUAGUGUAUAUCUCUGUAGUAUACACAAUAACUACUCAUGGUGUGAUUUUGGUAAUGUACAGGAACUUCAAGUAAUUUUGUUCACCCGACCUAGAAUAACUCACAAUCAAAUGUCGACCGCAUUACCUCUGUAGAGAAUUUUCUUCGUUUAGCGUCACAGCCAUGUAUAUUCCACCUCAAGCCGAUACCACGAUGGCUCUCAAUGAACUACAAUGGACCUUGUGCAAACUGGAAACUGCCUAUCCUGAGGCAGCAUUUAUUAUAGCUGGGGACUUUAAUAAAGCAAAUCUAAGGAAAAUGCUACCGAAGUUCUAUCAACACAUCGCCUGCAGGACUCACGCUUCAAAAACUCUCAACCAUUGUUACUCUCCCUUCCGGGAUGGCUACAAGGCCCUCCCCCGCCCUCCCUUCGGCAAAUCAGAUCACGACUCCAUUAUGCUCCUCCCUUCCUAUAGGCAGAAACUCAAACAAGAAGUACCCGUGCUAAGGUCUAUUCAAUGCUGGUCUGACCAAUCGGAAUCCAUGCUUCAAGACUGUUUUGAUCACGCGGACUGGGAUAUGUUCCGGGUUGCCUCUGAGAAUUGACAUAUGCACUGACACGGUGGCUGAGUUCAUCAGGAAGUGUAUAGGGGAUGUUGUUCCCACUGUGAUGAUUAAAACCUAUCCAAACCAAAAACCGUGGAUAGAUGGCAGCAUUCGCGCAAAACUGAAAGCGCAAAUCACCACAUUUAACCACCCCAAGGUGACUGGGAAUAUGAUUGAAUACAAACAGUCCAGUUAUGCCCUCUGUAAGGCAAUCAAACAGGCAAAACAUCAGUACAGAGACAAAGUGUAGUCGCAAUUCAACGGCUCAGUCACAAGACUUUUGUGGCAGGGCCUCCAGACAAUCACGGAUUAUAAAGGGAAAACCAGCCACGUCGCGGACACCGACGUCUUGCUCCGGGACAAGAUGAACACCUUCUUCGCCCGCUUUGAGGAUAUCACAGUGCCAUCGACACAGGGCGCUCCCGAGGACUGUGAGAUCUCGUUCUCCGAUGUGAGUAAGACAUUUAAGCAUGUUAACCCUCGCAACGCUGCCGGCCCAGACGGCAUCCCUAGCCACGUAGUCAGAGCAGAGCAUGCGCAGACCAGCUGGCUGGAGUGUCUACCAGGGGCGGUGUGUUCAAUAGGGCGAUAUGGGCGACGCACUGCCAAACGGGAAAAGGAAGGGAUUUUUUUUCUAAUCAAUUAUAUCACGGCAACAGUAGUUAUCAGUGUUGUAAUCUAGACGUCUGAUCUGCCACAGUGCCACUAAAUGUCCAAUCAGGCUAAAGUCGUGCUUCAAAUGGCACCCCCCCCCCUUUUGGGGCGAUUUCAGUCAGGUUGAAAAUCGCCCAGAAGUCUGUCAUAGACUCCCAUGUAAAAUCUAUUUUUUUCAAAUAUCAGAGCUUUCAAUACAAUCUCUAUGGGUUUCUGAGGGCUUGCACUUACGCGCUUUCGUCAUACGUAACAUAACCAUGAACGUAACUAAGAAAAGAGCGGGUAGCAGCGUCAAUCAAUUCACUACUACUAUCAAAAUGGCUAGGCUUCAGUGCAACUCGAUUGUGUCUUUGAAAGAAGUUCCUUUUUGUCGGCGAACAAAUGAAGAUAAAUUGGCAACGAAACAAUUAGGACCUCCCAGACCAAAUUUAAUAAUUCAACAGGUUUCUACUAAAGGGGGGAAGUCCUACACCUGAGGAUUUUCCAAAAAUUGGUACGAACGAAAAACCUGGCUAGCAGGCUGCGAUGUAGCUAAUGCAGUCUUCUGCUACCCCCUGCUUACUCUUUCACCCUGAAGGCGGCACGGCAGACAGCACCGCUUGGACAGCGACUGGUGUGUAACGGACAUGCACCAUCUUUCAGGAAAGAUUAAGAAACAUGAGCUGUCAAAGACCCACAUGGAUAGCUGUUUGAGAUUGUCUGCUUUGGGGAGAGUGAACAUUCCCACUCAACUGGAUGAGGGAUACAGGCUAGCUGUCCGCCGCCACAACGAUGAGGUUAGUGUUGAUAAUCACAAGUUUACUGGAGAACUGAAACUGACAAGGCUGACAAGAUAGGACCCUUUUGUCCAUUGUUAUUGGAUAGGAACAGAACUUAUAACCAGCUCCUGACCUAAAUAGAUCUUAGCACAACAUUUUACUCAACAUAUCAUAUUCCAUAUUCACUAUAACAAAUAUAUUUACUACGACAUUAGCAAGAACCGCCACAUCCUCAGCCGGCUAAUCCAGUGUGUGAAGUUUUGCGGAGUGUUUGAGUUAGCUUUGCGAGGCAAAGAUGAAACUGAGGGCUCCACCAACCCUGGUAAGCCAACACUUUUGAGAUCAGUCAAUAAAUGCUUCUGGUAUUGACUUAUAUGCUGCCCCUGUCUUCAUGUUGUUGCUGGACAUAUCUUUUUUUAAAUGUGUGUAGGUCACCUAAAUCAUCAGAAAAAUUGCCCCCCCUGAGAAUUUUUUCAGGAGCCGCCACUGGUGUCUACUGACAUAUUCAAUAUCUCCCUAUCCCAGUCUGUUGUCCCCACUUGCUUCAAGAUGUCCACCAUUGUUCCUGAACCCAAGAAAGCGAAGGUAACUGAAGUAAAUGACUAUUGCCCCAUCCCAUCUGGACAAGAGGAAUACCUAUGUAAGAAUGCUGUUCAUUGACCACAGCUCAGCCUUCAACACCAUAGUACCCUCCAAGCUCAUCAUUAAGCUCGGGGCCCUGGGUUUGAACCCCGUCCUGUGCAACUGGGUCCUGGACUUCCUGUUGGGCUGCCCCCAGGUGGUGAAGGUAGGCAACAACACCUCCACUACGCUGAUCCUCAACACUGGGGCCCCACAAGGGUGCGUGCUCAGCCCCCUCCUGUACUCCCUGUUUACCUAUGACUAUGUGGCCAUGCACACCUCCAACUCAAUCAACAAGUUUGCAGACAACACAAAAGUGGUAGGCCUGAUUACCAACAAUGACGAGACAGCCUACAGGGAGGAGGUGAGGGCCCUGGCAGACUGGUGCCAGGGAAAUAACCUCUCCCUCAACGUCAACAAAAUGAAAGGGGCUGAUCGUUGGACUUCAGGAGACAGCAGAGGAAGCACGCCCCCAUCCACAUCAACAGGGCUGCAGUGGAGAAGGUGAAAAGCUUCAAGUUCCUCUGCAUACACAUCACUGACAAUCUGAAAUGGUCCAUCCACACAGACAGUGUGGUGAAGAAGGCGCAACAGCGCAUCUUCAACCUCAGGAGGCUGAAAAAAUUCAGCUUGGCCCCUAAGACCCUUACAAACUUUUACAGAAGCACCAUUGAGAGCAUCCUGCCGGGCUGUAUCACCACCUGGUACAGCAACUGCACCACCCGCAAAUGCAAGGCUCUCCCAAUGCAUCACCGGGACCACACUGCCUGCCCUUCAGGACAUCUACAACACCCGGUGUCACAGGAAGGCCAAGAAGAUCUUCAAGGACCUCAGCCACCCGAGCCACGGCCUGUUCACCCCGCUAUCAUCCAGAAGGCGAGGUCAGUACAGGUGCAUCAAAGCUGGGACCGAGAUAUUGAAAAACAGCUUCUAUCUCAAGGCCAUCGGACUGUUAAAUAGCCAUCACUAGCCGGCCUCCACCCAGUACCCUGCCCUGAAUUUAGUCAUUGUCACUAGCCGGCUACCACCCAGUUACUCAUCCCUGCAUCUUAGAGGCUGCUGCCCUAUGUACGUAGACAUGGAACGCUGGUCACUUUAAUAAUGGAACACUGGUCACUUUAAUAAUGUUUACAUACUGUAUUACCCAUUUCAUAUGUAUAUACUGUAUUCUAGUCAAUGCCUGCCUAUUCAACUAUUGCUUUACAAUACUAUUCUAUCCACACAUUCUACAUAUAUACUAUAUAUUCUAUAUAUUCUAUCCACAUACAGUCCAUAAUGUCUAUACAUCCCAUCACAUAUACAGUACCAGUCAAAAGUUUGGACACACCUACUCAUUCCUGGGUUUUCUUUAUUUUUACUAUUUUCUACAUUGUAGAAUAAUAGUGAAGACAUCCAAACUAUGAAAUAACACAUAUGGAAUCAUGUAGUAACCAAAAAUAUUUUAUAUUUGAGAUUCUUCAAAGUAGCCACCCUUUGCCUUGAUGACAGCUUUGCACACUCUUGGCAUUCUCUCAACCAGCUUCAUGAAGAAUGCUUUUCCAACAGUCUUGAAGGAGUUCCCACAUAUGCUGAGCACUUGUUGGCUGCUUUUCCUUCACUCUGCGGUCCAACUCAUCCCAAACCAUCUCAAUUGGGUUGAGGUCGGGUGAUUGUGGAGGCCAGGUCAUCUGAUGCAGCACUCCAUCACUCUGCUUGGUCAAAUACACCUUACACAGCCUGGAGGUGUGUUUUGGGUCAUUGUCCUGUUGAAAAACAAAUGAUAGUCCCACUAAGCACAAACCAGAUGGGAUGGCGUAUCACUGUAGAAUGCUGUGGUAACCAUGCUGGUUAAGUGUGCCUUGAAUUCUAAAUAAAUCACAGACAGUGUCACCAGCAAAGCACCUACACACCAUCACACCUCCUCUUUCAUGCUUCACGGUGGGAACCACACUACUCUGCAUCUCACAAAGACAAGGCGGUUGGAACCAAAAAUCUCCAAUUUGGACUCAUCAGACCAAAAAACUGAUUUACACCGGUCUAAUGUCCGUUGCUCGUGUUUCUUGGCCCAAGCAAGUCUCUUCUUCUUAUUGGUGUCCUUUAGUAGUGGUUUCUUUGCAGCAAUUCGACCAUGAAGGCCUGAUUCACGCAGUCUCCUCUGAACAGUUGAUGUUGUGAUGUGUCUGUUACUUGAACUCUGUGAAGCAUUUAUUUGAGUUGCAAUCUGAGGUGCAGUUAACUCUAAUGAACUUAUCCUCUGCAGCAAAGGUAACUCUGGGUCUUCCUUUCCUGUGGCGGUCCUCAUGAGAGCCAGUUUCAUCAUAGCGCUUGAUGGUUUUUGCAACUGCACUUGAAGAAACUUUCAAAGUUCUUGAAAUUUUCCGGAUUGACUGACCUUCAUGUCUUAAAGUAAUGAUGGACUGUCAUUUCUCUUUGCUUAUUUUAGCUGUUCUUGCCAUAAUAUGGACUUGGUCUUAUACCAAAUAGGGCUAUCUUCUGUAUACCCCCCUACCUUGUCACAACACAACUGAUUGGCUCAAACGCAUUAAGAAGGAAAUAAAUUCCACAAAUGAACUAUUAAGAAGGCACACCUGUUAAUUGAAAUGCAUUCCAGGUGACUACCUCAUGAAGCUGGUUGAGAGAAUGCCAAGAGUGUGCAAAGCUGUCAUCAAGGCAAAGGGUGGCUACUUUGAAGAAUCUCAAAUAUAAAAUAUAUUUUGAUUUGUUUAACACUUUUUUGGUUACUACAUGAUUCCAUAUGUGUUAUUUCAUAGUUUUGAUGUCUUCACUAUUAUUCUACAAUGUAGAUAGUAAAAAUAAAGAAAAACCCUGGUAUGAGUAGGUGUGUCCAAACUUUUGACUGAUACUGUAUAUAAUGAACAAAAAUAUAAACGAAACAUGUAAAGUGUUGGUCCCAUGUUUCAUGAGCUGAAAUAAAAGAUCCCAGAAAUGUUCCAUAGGCACAAAAAGCUUAUUUCUCUCAAAUUUGGUGUACACAUUUGUUUACAUCCCUGUUAGUGAACAUUUCUCCUUUGCCAAGACAGGUGUGGCAUAUCAAGAAGCUGAUUAAACAGAAUGAUCAUUACACAGGUGCACCUUGUGCUGGGGACAAUUAAAGGCCACUCUAAAAUGUGCAGUUUUGUCACACAACACAAUGCCACAGAUGUCUCAAGUUUUAAGGGAGCAUGGAAUUGGCAUGCUGACUGCAGGAAUGUCCACUAGAGCUUUUGCCAGAGAAUGUAAUGUUAAUUUCUCUACCAUAAGUUGCCUCCAACGUCGUUUUAGAGAAUUCGGCAGUACAUCCAACUAGCCUCACAACCGCAGACCACGUGUAACCACACCAGCCCAGGACCUCCACAUCCGGCUUCUUCACCUACAGGAUCGUCUGAGACCAGCCACCCGGACAGCUGAUGAAACUGAGGAGAAUUUCUGUCUGUAAUAAAGCCCUUUUGUGGGGAAAAAUUCUGAUUGGCUGGGCCUGGCUCCCAAGUGGGUGGGCCUAUGCCCUCCAUAGAUUAGGGCCUAAUUAAUCUAUUUUAAUUGACUGAUUUUCUUAUAUGAACUGUAACUCAGUAAAAUUUUUGAAAUUGUUGCAUGUUGCGUUUAUAUUUUUGUUACGUAUAUAUAAACGUCCCUUUUUAUGGACCCUGUCUUUCAAAGAUAAUUCGUAAAAAUCCAAAUAACUUCACAGAUCUUCAUUGUAAAGGGUUUAAACACUGUUUCCCAUGCUUGUUCAAUGAACCAUAAACAAUUAUUGAACAUGCACCUGUGUAACGGUCGUUAAGACACUAACAGCUUACAGACGGUAGGCAAUUAAGGUCACAGUUAUGAAAACUUAGGACACUAAAGAGGCCUUUCUACUGACUCUGAAAAACACCAAAAGAAAGAUGCCCAGGGUUCCUGCUCAUCUGCGUGAACGUGCCUUAGGCAUGCUGCAAGGAGGCAUGAGGACUGCAGAUGUGGCCAGGGCAAUACAUUGCAAUGUCUGUACAGUGAGAUGCCUAAGACAGCGCUACAGGGAGACAGGACGGACAGCUGAUCGUCCUCGCAGUGGCAGACCACGUGUAACAACACCUGCACAGGAUCUGUACAUCCGAACAUCACACCUGCGGGACAGGUACAAGAUGGAAACAACAACUGUCCGAGUUACACCAGGAACGCACAAUCCCUCCAUCAGUGCUCGGACUGUCCGCAAUAGGCUGAGAGAGGCUGGACUGAGGGCUUGUAGGCCUGUUGUAAUGGCGGGUCGUCACCAGACAUCACUGGCAACAACGUCGCCUAUGGGCACAAACCCACCGUCGCUGGACCAGACAGGAAUGGAAAAAAGUGCUGUUCACUGACGAGUCGCGGAUUUGUCUCACCAGGGAUGAUGGUCGGAUUCGCGUUUAUCGUCGAAGGAAUGAGCGUUACACCGAGGCCUGUACUCUGGAGCGGGAUCGAUUUGGAGGUGGAGGGUCCAUCAUGGUCUGGGGCAGUGUGUCACAGCAUCAUCGGACUGAGCUUGUUGUCAUUGCAGGCAAUCUCAACGCUGUGUGUUACAGGGAAGACAUCCUCCUCCCUCAUGUGGUACCCUUCCUGCAGGCUCAUCCUGACAUGACCCUCCAGCGUGACAAUGCAACCAGCCAUACUGCUCGUUCUGUGCGUGGUUUCCUGCAAGACAGGAAUGUCAGUGUUCUGCCAUGGCCAGCGAAGAGCCCGGAUCUCAAUCCCAUUGAGCACGUCUGGGACCUGUUGGAUCGGAGGGUGAGUGCUAGGGCCAUUCCCCCCAGAAAUGUCCGGUAACUUGCAGGUGCCUUGGUGGAAGAGUGGGGUAACAUCUCACAGCAAGAACUGGCAAAUCUGGUGCAGUCCAUGAGGAGGAGAUGCACUGCAGUACUUAAUGCAGCUGGUGGCCGCAACAGAUACUGACUGUUACUUUUGAUUUUGACCCCCCCCUUUGUUCAGGGACACAUUAUUCAAUUUCUGUUAGUCACAUGUCUGUGGAACUUGUUCAGUUUAUGUCUCAGUUGUUGAAUCUUGUUAUGUUCAUACUAUUUUGAUUUUACUUUUCGAUCUGUGUGCAUUGUUGUGAAUGUUAGAUACUACUGCACUGUUGGAGAAAGGAACACAAGCAUUUCGCUACACCCACAAUAACUUCUGCUAAAUAUGUGUAUGUGACCAAUAACAUUUUAUUUUAUUUCAUAUUCUCUCUCUCCUACUUAAAUAAAGGCUUGUUAUUCUAUCUUUCAUGCCACACUUUCGCCCUCUUUCCGCUCUCUCUUUCUUUGCAGCCUUCUCUCCCUGUUUCUCCCUCUCUCUCCUUCUCUAUUUGCCUCUGUUCAUGCUCAACCCCUCUAUCAUUAUUCACUCUCCCUCCCUCUCUCCCCCCUCUGCCACUCUCUUUCUCUCCUUCACACUCUUUGCCUCUGCUCUCUCUCAAACCCUGUCUCAUUCUUUCUCUCACUCCCUUCCUCUGCUGCUUUCUCCCCUCGUCCUGUUCAUCUGUCCCCUCACCAUUCCUCUCUCUCUCUCUCUCUCUCUCGCUCGCUCUCUCUCUCCCCCUCUCUCUCUCCGUCUCUUUUAAUCACAUUGUUACUGUAAUGGUUCAGUGCUUCAAGCCAAAGCUUUUAAAUAGAAACAUGUGAAUGAACACUGGUUCCCUUAUACACACGCUCCCUCUCCCUGCCUCUCUCCCUCGCUCUCUCCCUGCCUCUCUUCCUCGCUCCCUCUCUCCCGUGCUCUUUCUCUCCUCCCUCUCUCCCUCUCUCUCUCUUUCCCUCCCUCACUCUCUCUCCCUCUCCCUGCCCAUCUCCCUAGCUCCUUCUCCAUUUUAGUCAUUUAGCAGACGCUCUUACCCUCGCUCCUUCUCCCUCUCCCUUUAUCUCUCCCUUGCCCUCUAUCCCUUUCAUACGCUUUCGCUCGUUUGACAUUUCACAUGCAAAUACAUGCGUAGACAACACACAGACACACAUGCUAUGCCACGUACAAGGACACACAAGGUUAGGGAGGGCAAGCUAAUUUGAAGCAUACAGUACAUGCUACAGUGACAGAGAGAUUCAGAUGGAAUUUAUGUAUAGGAGAGAGGACAUGAAAUCUGCACCAGCAUUUCUGUCCGUUUGGAGUCCUCUAAAACGUUGUUGUCAUAAUGCAUGCAUUUCUUCUCUGGCUGGAGAAAGAGAGCAUGGUUGCCACCUACUGGGGAGAAUGUAUAGCACCACUGAAUCUGUGAAAGAGAGCAUGGGUUGCCACCUACUGGGGAGAAUGUAUAGCACCACUGGAUCUGUGAAAGAGAGCGAGAGAGCGACAGGCAGAGAGAGAGUGCGCACACAUGCGCAUGUAUGUGAAUAUGUGCAUGGUUGUGUGCAUUUGCAUAAGGGAUUAUGCACAGAUGUUUUUUGUUUGCCAUCGUUACAUUCAAUACAUUCCAAAUGAGCUUUUCCUUCUCAUUUAUCAUUCAACCAGCCUCCACUGGUUGUCCCUAUAUGUCUGACUCUCUCCCUUCCCUCCAGCCUGGCCGAGGUACCGUGUGAUGCGGGUGCAGGAACUGGGCCAGUAUAACCUGGAGAUCAUCUCAGCUGAGCUGUCUGAUGACUCCCUGUACGAGUGUCAGGCCCCAGACGCAGCACUACGUUCUAGAAGAGCCAAACUCACUGUCCUCAGUAAGAUACAGCAACUGUGUGUGUGUACAUACGUGUGUGUGUGUGUGUCUGUGUCUGUGUGUGUGUGUGUGUGUGCGUAACCCCCCUCUCCUGUGUCCAGUCCCCCCAGAUGACCCAGUGAUCGACGGGGCCCCUGAGGUGCUGUUGAAUGCAGGUGACCACUAUAACCUGAGCUGUGUGUCCCGCGGGGCCAAGCCCCCUGCCAUGAUAGAGUGGCAAAAAGACGGCCUCCCCGUAGACGGAGCAGUCAGCACCACCGUGAGUCAAUUAAACAUGCAUCUACACAUACAGUACCAGUCAAAAUUUUGGACACACCUACUCAUUCAAGGGUUUUUCUAUAUUUUUACUAUUUUCUACAUUGUAGAAUAAUAGUGAAGACAUCAAAACUAUGAAAUAACACAUAUGGAAUCAUAUAGUAACCAAAAGAGUGUUUUAAAAAAUCUAAAUAUAUUUUAUAUUUAAGAUUCUUCAAAGUAGCCACCCUUUGUCUUGAUGACAGCUUUGCACAGUCUUGGACUCAAUCAUGUUUCACCUAUACUCUUUCUCAUCCUUAUAUUGGCUGCCUUGUCUUCCUUCUUCUUCUCCCUUCUCUCUCCAUCAGGAGGUGCUCCCAGACAGGAAGAGGGUGACGACCCACAGCUUCCUGCCCAUCCACCCAGUGGACACAGACACAGGGAGGAACUACAGCUGUGUGGCCAGCAACCUGGCUAUCCCCACUGGGAAACACACCACCGUCACCCUCAACGUACACCGUAAGUCACCCUCAACGUACACCGUAACGACUUGUUCAUAACAUCCCCUUAGCUUUACAUAUAUUGACUGUUUACUGUAUGACUGAAUAUCUGAUGUUAUUUAAGGACAACAGUUUCUAGUGACAACCAGUAGAUACACUUAGAUCACUGCCCAGGAACCUUGAGGUGGUUCUCUCUUUUUCCACCAUCUCUCUCUGCCCCCCACUCCUCCCUCCUUCUCUCUAUCAUUUGCUUAUUUGCUGAUGUAUCUGAGUGACUUAGUGAUUCUCUGCCCUCUCCCCCAGACCCCCCCAUGGUGACCCUGUCCAUCGAGCCUCGCUCCGUCCUAGAGGGGGACAGAGUCACCUUCACCUGCGCCGCCUCUGCCAACCCUCCUAUCAUGGGAUACAUGUACUGUAUACCUCUGUCUACCUCUAUACAUCUGUUGAUCUGUCUGUCUAUCUAUAUGUCCACCUAUAUCACUAGCUGUGCAUUAGCCCAGCUGGAUAGAAUCUAUCUAUUUGGGUAUGUUUCAUGUGUUAUUUGUUGUGAGCAAGUGUUUGGCCAAUGCGGGAAUCAAACCCACAACUCUGGCAGUACAUGUCUAUUCAUACAAUAUGUAUGUUCUUUCUUAGGUGGGCUAAGGGUGGAGUGAUCCUGCAGGGAGCCAGAGAGAGUGUGUUCACCACCAAAGCUGAUCACUCCUUCUUCACAGAGCCAGUGUCCUGCUCAGUGUUCAAUGCUGUGGGUAAAACCAACGUCAGCAUCCUGGUCGAUGUACACUGUGAGUCUGACUGAACCUCCAUGGCUGGCAAAUACUCUGUCAGGGGUGAAAGUAAGGUGGUACGUUCCGGUACAGUUCGGUACAGCGUCCCGGCAAAAUAAAUAGUGGGGGUACGCCGUACCGGUAAAACAUGAGCCUAUCACAAUAAUUAAAACAACAUUUCAAGAAAACUGUAGGUUAUUACCCCAUUAUUUAUCAUUAGGCUACCGCAUGUCAGAGGCAUGAAAAAUGAGUGAAUGGACUUGAAAAUGGUUGGUAUAGCCUACGCUCCAAAAUACGAUGUGGUUCGACGAGAACACUGACGUUUUGCCAAGGCAGAGAUGAAUGGCUGACAUCGAGACGCGCGCGGACAGCAGUGGAUGCAUAAAUUCUGGCCUAAUGACAAUCACCAAAAUGUCAUUACACUUUGUGUUUUUUUACAUAAAAUAUGUAUUUUUCCAUUCACCACUGUUUGGAGACUGGAAAUAUGCUGCGAGUGGAUGAACGUGCUAGGGUAGCCUACUAAAGGAGGUCUUUGAAGUGAUUGUUUGACAAUCAGAUGAAAACAUCAUGACUGGUUGUGCCACAGUAAAAGGUAAUACAUUUUAAAAGUUAAAUGACAAAUCUUUACGACUAGGCCCACAGAGAUCCUAUUGAAAUAAUAUGGAUUCUGCUGUAUAUGUAAUUCUAUGAUUAAGCGUGUGCACACACAGGAGGUUCCAAACCGGGAAGAAAUUAAAUCUACUUACACCCCUGACUGUUAGUCUCUUCUCGAUCUCAAUCUCCCCUCAUACUGUAUCCCCAUCUCCUAAACCUAGUCAUCUAUACUCUCCUCGCUCUCUCGCUCUCUCUCUCUCUCCUCUCUCUCUCUCUCUCUCUCUUCUCUCUCUGCUCUCUCUCUCUCUCUCUCUCUCUCUCUCUCUCUCUCUCUCUCUCUCCUCUCUCUCUCUCUCUCCUCUCUCCUCUCUCUCUCUCUCUCUCUCUCUCUCUCUCUCUCUCUCUCUCUCUCUCUCUCUCCAUUGGUCCUAUCCUGGUAGUGGAGCCUAGGCCAGUGACUGUGGACAUAGACUCUGAUGUCACUCUGAACUGCAAAUGGGCUGGCAACCCUCCUCUCACCCUCACCUGGACCAAGAAGGGCUCCAACAUGGUGAGAACCAGCUCUCUCUCUAACUCCUCUACUCUCCUUUCUUUUGCUGUCUGUAUCUUUAUAGUCUCCCUCUCUCUUCUAUUCCUUUGUCUCUAUUCUUUUUUGCUCCCGUGCUCUGUCCAUCUCUCUCUUUCUCUUGGCAUUUUCCUGAUCCCCCCCCCCCCCCUCCGCUUCUCUCCUCCAUCUGUCUCUCUCUCUCUGACUUCUUCACCUCUGUCCGUCGCUAUUUUAUUCUCUUUUUCAUUCCUUCAGUGUCCAUUUCUCGCUCUCAUCCUAAUCUCUUUCUAUCUUUUUAUAGUCCCCCUCUCUCUUCUAUCCCUUCCUUCUUCACCUCCUCCUGUUUUUAGCGCAGGUUGAGGUUUAUUGUCAUAAUCUUGCCUUGGAGGCAGAACUGAGUGAUUUCUGCUAGAUGGGACAACUACAAAGUAAAAAAAAAUCCAUUCUGUCAAAAUUACGUUUUUUGUUUUGCUUUAAGGUUAGGGUUACGCUAGCCUCGUCCCGAAACAGGCUUCCCUUAAACGGGGAGCCUGGGCGGGAAGCCUGGGGAAGUUCCAUGGAGGAAAUCAGCUAAAGAGGGGUCGGAACCGGGUAUAAAUCAGUGACACCGCGUAACACGCCAUACCAAUCAAAUGCCUUGCUUACAUCACAGAAGAUUGAAAUAUAACAAAACUUAGACAUAGAAACACCUGAUUUCCGUUGUUUAAAAACGUUUGUUUUAUUUGAUUAAUUAUGAAAUUAUGAAAAACCAGUGGUGGAAAAAGUACCCAUAAUUUUCUUUAGGAAUGUAGUGAAGUAAAAGUAAAAUUUGUCAGAAAUAUUAAUAGCACAGUAAAGUACACAUACCCCCAAAAACUACUUAAGUAGUGCUUUCAACUAUUUUUACUUAAGUACUUUACACCACUGUGAAAAAUAUUAAUAACAUUCCACCCAUGAGGCCAAAGAGGGCGUUUUUGGUCAUUGACUGCAGGAAAAAGGGCAACUUAACAUUGACACUAGUUCAUUUUGAAAAUAUUGUUUAACAAUUAAAACAAGUUUAAAUACAAUUAAGAUAACUUGUUUGUAAAGAUUAGACAUCUUAGUCUAAACAACAGUAGAUCAUUGAGUAGUAACAAAUAGGCUAUUAUUACUAAAGCAUCAUUUCAGGUGGCCAACCUUGCUCCACUGAUCCCUGAUCUACUGGGUGAGCAGACUUCUAUUCCAGCCCAGCAAUAGCACACUUCAUUAUCAACUGAAUCAGGUGUGUUAUUGCUGGGCUGGAAUUGGCCUGCUCCAAUUGUAAUAGGUUUAUACAUUCUGUGUGAUGUUUAACUGUAUUUUUGGAUACAACAUUUUCUAACAUAGGUAGGCCUACACAUACAGUGCAUUCUGAAACUAUUCAGACCCCUUUACUUUUUCCACAUUUUGUUACGUUACAUCCUUAUUCUAAAAUGUUUUUGUAUUUUUUAUAAUCCUCAGCAAUCUACACACAAUAUCCCAUAAUGGCAAAGCGAAAACAGUUUUUAAACUUUUUUUUGUACAUUUAUAUACAGUGAGGGAAAAAAGUAUUUGAUCCCCUGCUGAUUUUGUACAUUUGCCCACUGACAAAGACAUGAUAAGUCUAUAAUUUUAAUGGUAGGUUUAUUUUAACAGUGAGAGACAAAAUAACAACAAAAAAAUCCAGAAAAACGCAUGUCAAAAAUGUUAUAAAUUGAUUUGCAUUUUAAUGAGUGAAAUAAGUAUUUGACCCCUCUGCAAAAAAAGACUUAGUACUUGGUGGCAAAACCCUUGUUGGCAAUCACAGAGGUCAGACGUUUCUUGUAGUUGGCCACCAGGUUUGCACACAUCUCAGGAGGAAUUUUGUCCCACUCCUCUUUGCAGAUCUUCUCCAAGUCACUAAGGCUGACGUUUGGUAACUCGAACCUUCAGCUCCCUCCACAGAUUUUCUAUGGGAUUAAGGUCUGGAGACUGGCUAGGCCACUCCAGGACCUUAAUGUGCUUCUUCUUGAGCCACUCCUUUGUUGCCUUGGCCGUGUGUUUUGGGUCAUUGUCAUGCUGGAAUACCCAUCCACGACCCAUUUUCAAUGCCCUGGCUGAGGGAAGGAGGUUCUCACCCAAGAUUUGACGGUACAUGGCCUCGUCCAUCGUCCCUUUGAUGCGGUGAAGUUGUCCUGUCCCCUUAGCAGAAAAACACCCCCAAAGCAUAAUGUUUCCACCUCUAUGUUUGACGGUGGGGAUGGUGUUCUUGGGGUCAUAGGCAGCAUUCCUCCUCCUCCAAACACGGCGAGUUGAGUUGAUGCCAAAGAGCUCGAUUUUGGUCUCAUCUGACCACAACACUUUCACCCAGUUCUCCUCUGAAUCAUUCAGAUGUUCAUUGGCAAACUUCAGACGGGCCUGUAUAUGUGCUUUCUUGAGCAGGGGGACCUUGCGGGCGCUGCAGGAUUACAGUCCUUCACGGCGUAGUGUGUUACCAAUUGUUUUCUUGGUGACUAUGGUCCCAGCUGCCUUGAGAUCAUUGACAAGAUCCUCCCGUGUAGUUCUGGGCUGAUUCCUCACCUUUCUCAUGAUCAUUGUAACUCCACGAGGUGAGAUCUUGCAUGGAGCCCCAGGCCGAGGAAGAUUGACAGGUAUUUUGUGUUUCUUCCAUUUGUGAAUAAUCGCACCAACUGUUGUCACCUUCUCACCAAGCUGCUUGGUGAUGGUCUUGUAGCCCAUUCCAGCCUUGUGUAGGUCUACAAUCUUGUAAUUGACAUCCUUGGAGAGCUCUUUGGUCUUGGCCAUGGUGGAGAGUUUGGAAUCUGAUUGAUUGAUUGCUUCUGUGGACAGGUGUCUUUUAUACAGUGGGGGAAAAAAGUAUUUAGUCAGCCACCAAUUGUGCAAGUUCUCCCACUUAAAAAGAUGAGAGAGUGCUGUAAUUUUCAUCAUAGGUACACGUCAACUAUGACAGACAAAUUGAGGGAAAAAAAUCCAGAAAAUCACAUUGUAGGAUUUUUUAUGAAUUUAUUUGCAAAUUAUGGUGGAAAAUAAGUAUUUGGUCACCUACAAACAAGCAAGAUUUCUGGCUCUCCUGGAGUGGCCUAGCCAAUCUCCAGAUCUCAACCCCAUAGAAAAUCUUUGGAGGGAGCUGAAAGUCCGUGUUGCCCAGCGACAGCCCCAAAACAUCACUGCUCUAGAGGAGAUCUGCAUGGAGGAAUGGGCCAAAAUACCAGCAACAGUGUGUGAAAACCUUGUGAAGACUUACAGAAAACGUUUGACCUGUGUCAUUGCCAACAAAGGGUAUAUAACAAAGUAUUGAGAAACUUUUGUUAUUGACCAAAUACUUAUUUUCCACCAUAAUUUGCAAAUAAAUUCAUAAAAAAUCCUACAAUGUGAUUUUCUGGAUUUUUUUUUCUCAUUUUGUCUGUCAUAGUUGACGUUUGUCUGUCAUAGUUGACGUGUACCUAUGAUGAAAAUUACAGGCCUCUCUCAUCUUUUUAAGUGGGAGAUCUUGCACAAUUGGUGGCUGACUAAAUACUUUUUUUCCCCACUGUACAGGUAACAAGCUGAGAUUAGCAGCACUCCCUUUAAGAGUGUGCUCCUAAUCUCAGCUCGUUACCUGUAUAAAAGACACCUGGGAGCCAGAAAUGUUUCUGAUUGAGAGGGGGUCAAAUACUUAUUUCCCUCAUUAAAAUGCAAAUAAAUUUAUAACAUUUUCGACAUGCGUUUUUCUGGAUUUUGUUGUUGUUAUUCUGUCUCUCACUGUUCAAAUAAACCUACCAUUAAAAUUAUAGACUGAUCAUUUCUUUGUCAGUGGGCAAACGUACAAAAUCAGCAGGGGAUCAAAUACUUUUUUCCCUCACUGUACAUAAAAAAAAGGUUACUCAACUGGCAGCUUCAUUAAAUACUGCCUGCAAAACACCAGUCUCAACGUCAACAGUGAAGCGGCGACUCCAGGAUGCUGACCUUCUAGGCAGAGUUGCAAAGAAAAAGCCAUAUCUCAGACUGCCCAUCUUAAUCUUUUCUUUUUAUUGGCCAGUCUGAGAUAUGGCUUUUUAUUUGCAACUCUGCUUAGAAGGUCAGCAUCCCGGAGUCGCCUCUUCACUGUUGACGUUGAGACUGGUGUUUUGCGGGUACUAUUUAAUGAAGCUGCCAGUUGAGGACCUGUGAGGCGUCUGUUUCUCAAACUAGACACUCUAAUGUAUUUGUCCUCUUGCUCAGUUGUGCACCGGGGCCUCCCACUCCUCUUUCUAUUCUGGUUAGAGCCAGUUUGCACUGUUCUGUGAAGGGAGUAGUACACAGCCUUGUACGAGAUCUUCAGUUUCUUGGCAAUUUCUCGCAUGGAAUAGCCUUCAUUUCUCAGAACAAGAAUAGACUGACGAGUUUCAGAAGAAAGUUUCUGAAACAGUUUUCAACUGCGCUAACAUAAUUGCAAAAUGGUUUUCUAAUGAUCAAUUAGCCUUUUAAAAUGAUAAACUUGGAUUAGCAAACACAACGUGCCAUUGGAACACAGGACUGAUGGUUGCUGAUAAUGGGCCUCUGUACGCCUAUGUAGAUAUUCCAUUAAAAUUCAGCCGUUUCCAGCUACAAUAGCCAUUUACAACAUUAACAAUGUCUACACUGUAUUUUGGAUCAAUUUUAUGUUAUUUUAAUGUACAAAAAAAAUGCUUUUCUUUCGAAAACAAGGACAUUUCUAAGUGACCCCAAACUUUUGAAUGGUAGUGUAUGUACAUGUGAUAUUUCAUUUUAUUUGAUAAAUUAGCAAACAUUUCUAAAAAACUGUUUUUGCUUUGUCAUUAUGGGGUAUUGUGUGUAGAUUGAUGAGGGAAAAACAAUUUAAUCAAUUUUAGAAUAAGGCUGUAACGUAAUAAAAUGUGGAAAAAGUCAAGUGGUCUGAAUACUUUCCGAAGGCACUGUAUAACCCAUGGCAUAUAGGAUAUACCCUUAGUCUCUUGGGACUUCUUUCUCUUCAUCUGCAAACAGGCUUACACAGCUUUCUGAAGACAGAAAACAUCACAAAGAAACAGGCUUCAUUAUACUCAAAUUAGACAGCACUGAAUACUAUGUUGCUAUUAUCUCUCUGUCCUCUAAAGUUUUCCCCUCUAGGGACUGGAACUGGAGAAUCUUUUCACAAUGUCCUCCCACAAAGUGACCUGCCCUAUCCAGUAGCCUACACUCUCCCUUUACUGAUCGCUGGAGCUACAAUUUCACCCUCUUCCAUGGUUGUUAUCUACAAAUGCAUUUGUAUUUUUAAUUUUCAAUAAUUACAUCAAGAUUGCUAGUUAUAGGAAGUUAGCUGGCUGAUGACAUUUAAUUCACUAAACUAAACAGUGUGUAAAAUUAGCUAGCAAGCAGCUCAGUUGAGUUGGCCUACUGUAGCCAGCUAGCUAGCUAGCUAAUAUUAUAUAUAUAUAUUUUUUACAUUUAAGAAAUUUAUUUACUGGCACUGCCUCCUUUUCUUGGGUCCUUACAAAAACAAAAUAAUGGGCAUCUUCAUGAUAUUUUCUGUGGUAGAAUGGAAACAACUAAAGAAGUCUGUCACCAGAGCGGUUUAGAACGUGUUGUGACGUUUACCUUUACCAGCGUAAUCCACUUUAAAUUUCAAUACAUAUAAAUCACACACUGUCAGCCGCACUUGAUAACUUGAAAACUAGCACUUAAAGCUAACAUGGGCAACAACAACAACUACCCGGACGGAACACAGUGACGCACUUAACACACAGCACCCCUUCUACGGGCGUGUGGGGGGAGGAUCCAAUCAAAAUCGGACCGUUCAAAAAGUGUUUGCAAUACAAAAUUCUCCAGACCUCCAAGGGUGGUUUGACAAUGACAUGAUUUUGGAGGUAUGGCAAUGCAAGACUAGUGUUAGGCAUUAGGGUUAGCAGUGUAGUUAAGGUUAGGGUUAGGAUAGAAAUGUGAUUUUAUGACUUUGUGGCUGUGCCAGCUAGUGACCACUCUGCAGAGCUGCCUUCAGUAAAUGAGUCAUCCCAAUAAAUGGAAGGAAAGUAGAAUGGUUUCAUCAUCGCACUCCUCUUUUCUUCUGUUUAUCUCGUUCUCUCUGUUUGUCCCUGAUUCCCUCUCUCUCUCCAUCCCUUAUAGGUUCUUAGUAAUAACAACCAGCUGUUCCUGAAGUCAGUGAGCCAGGCGGACGCUGGGCAGUACGUGUGUAAGGCCAUCGUCCCCAGGAUCGGAGUGGGAGAGACAGAGGUCACUCUCACUGUCAACGGUACAUAACACCGAAGAACACACACAACAGUACCCUCUUAGAAAAAAGGGUUCCGAAAGGGUUCUACAUGGAACCCAAAAGGGUUCUUCAAAGGGUUCAAAUAACCCUUUUAGGUUCUAGGUAGAAACUUUUUUUCUAAGAGUGUAGAUAAUAAAUACUGGUGCUAUAUGGAAUAUAACACCCCCUCACACUUUCUCUCUCUCUUUCUCUCUCUCUUUCUAUCCAGGUCCCCCCAUCAUCUCCAGUGAGCCUGUUCAGUAUGCGGUGAGGGGGGAGAGAGGAGAGGUCAAAUGCUACAUCGCCAGCACACCUCCACCAGACAAGAUUGUAAGUGGACAGUUGAUACUCUACAAACUCUACUGCAAGCUUAUACAUGACCACAUGACCACCUAUACAUUAUUGUCAUCGUGAGACUGACAUAGUCGACACUCUAUCAGCGGUUCCCAAACUUUUAUGUCUUGUGACAGCCAUCAAAAUCUUUUGGAAUUGUCCUGAGACCCACCAAGUAAACAAACCCAAUGUUUCUAGCUGGGGACACUUCUAUCUCCUUCACUCCACUUGUCUCUCUGGUCUGGAUGCACUCAGACAGUGUCUGUGUCUGAAAUGGCACCCUAUUCCCUACAUAGUGCACCCAAUGGGCCCUGGUCAAAAGUAGUGCACUGUAUAGGGAAUAGGAUGCCAUUUUGGAUGCAGUCAGUGUGUAGUUGGUCUCGUCCUCCACUCCUCUCCUCUCUAAACCUUGUGAGUUUAAUUCUCUCUGACGCACCAGGCUGCCUCUCUAAUGCAAGGACAGAAAAAGAGUUAUAAAAUAUGAAGUACAGGAAUGGCAGGAACAGUUGUCCAGGCAAAUUCCUCCGCCAGAGUUUCUCGUUUUUCAGAAUAAAUGGUAGAUUAUGGGAACAUGUGGCCUUAUGCAUUUUUAAAUACUCUCUCAUACUUCAGUGUGAAUAAUAGCUUUUAGUGGGUUGGAAGUUGAGGAAGUGUGUAAGAUUCUCACCAACUCUAAAACCACUACAUGUAACUCUAAAGUCCAAGAAUAGAGCGAUAUAACUGCUUGGAACUGUUGCUGUUGGUUGUGUGUGAAUCUCAUAAUGUGGGCAUUGUAAGUGUGUGUGAAUGUUUUGGGAUGUAUGUGCUUGUUUGUUUACUUUAGUGUGUGUGUGUCUUUAAGUGUGUGUGUGUGUGUGUCUUUCUGUAUACUGUACAUAUGUGUCUACAGUGGCAGACUUACCAUUAGACAACUCAGGCAAUUGCCUGGGGCCUCACAUCAUCAGGGGUCUCGUGAACUUGCCAUCAUUUUGUUUAUUAAUACAUCAUGUCUCUGUUAUCUUUCCUUCUUCUUCUGCUUGAGGCCCUCCUCCGAUGUGCGCUAUUUAGAGUGACCGUCUCUGGUUGUGACAAACGGAGUGGAUUCUUUUUUCUUCCUCUGAAUUCUGCUCUAGCUUUUGAAUGGUUGGGUCCAUAAGCUAUUAUGACCCCAUUCCUGAAAGCUAAGACUCUUUCUAUUUCCCUCUACGACACUCACAAGCUGUGCAGGACAUGUUAGAAAGGACUGUGACAAAACCGCAAUUGAAAACAAUGCAUGUCUUUUUUUCUACACACACAAUUAUUACUUGAUGAACAUUCAAAUAUAUUUUUUAUCCAUAUCACUCACUUUGUGAUGCCAAUUAAAAAUUGUUACACCUUUCCCAAAAUGAUUGCCCACCACUGUACUAAAUGGUGAUGCAAAGACCUUUACUAGUGAAGGGUAUUUCAAGUCUUUUCAGUUAGCCUUUUCGUUCUGCUUCGUUCACCUAAAAGAGCCAGCUCCGUACAGCUCUUCAUUCAGUAGCCAUGGGGGGGCCUCAGACUGGCCUCUACCUGGGGCCUCCAAAUCACUAAGUCCACCCCUGUGUGCGUACUCCUCUAAAUGUGCGUAUGUACAUCUAUGCAUAUAUGUGUUUGUGCAUAAUGCAUGUGUGUGUCAGUGCACAUACAGUAUAGGAUAUGGGUGUGUGUUAAUGUGCGCCUGCCUGCCUGUGUUCCAGGUGUGGGCGUGGAAAGAGAACGUAUGGGAGAAGGAGAAGGGGACUCUGUUGGAGAGGUACACGGUGGAGCAGAGUAAACCUCUGUCUGAGGGAGGGGCUGUCCUCUCCACCCUCACCAUCAACAACGUCAUGGAGGCUGACUUCCUGUCCACCUACAACUGUACUGCCUGGAACUCCUUCGGACCCGGGACCAUGAUCAUCACCCUGGAAGAGACCGGUACGACUAGAGACAAACAACAACAACAACAACAACACCAUUAUAUUCAUACUCCUAACUUGAUACGACCAGACAUCCCUCCUCAAAAAUAACAACAACAACAAUAACCACCAUAUAUAUUCAUGCCUGCUCUAUUACAAUGUUUUAGCUGAAUCGGCAUGUUGUAUAAACAGCUAACUGAACGCUAUUGCAUUGACCACUUACAUUUUUCUGUAACAUUUCUCUCUCCGUCUCUCUCUCUCCUCCCUCUCUCUCGCUAACUGUCUCUCUCUCUCUCUCUCUCUCUCUUCCCUCUCUCUCUCUCCCCCUCCCUCUGUCUCUCUCUAUUCCCUCUCUCAGAGGAGGUCCCAGUGGGUAUAAUAGCAGGAGGAACUGUUGGCUGCACCAUCCUGCUGUUCCUGUGUUUACUAGUCCUGGUGCUCAUCUUCUACCGACAGCGCAAAGGCAGUGAGUGACACCUCCAUCUACUGCACACAGAUCAACCAAAUAGGAAAUAUAAUAAUAUGCCAUUUAGCAGACGCUUUUAUCCAAAGCGACUUACAGUCAUGCGUGCAUAAAUUUUUGUGUAUGGGUGGUCCCGGGGAUCGAACCCACUACCUUGGCGUUACAAGCGCCGUGCUCUACCAGCUGAGCUACAGAGGACCACAAUAUCAAACACAUACACCUGUAAAAUACAGUAGCAAACACAUACAAAUACAUAUUUCACAUACCCAUGCCUUGAAAACAUCAUAUACACCUGAACUUCCUCAAAAAGCAAUAUAUUAUUCACAUGUUUACACUUACAUUAAAUACAUACAUAUACUUAAACAUAUACAGUACAUAAACAUACACAUACUGUAUCUAAAUCACUAUACCCUGACAUAUAUCCAGCAGUAUUCAACUGUGUGCUGUGCUGUUGUGUUGUGCUUCCAGGUCGUCGCGGGGUCACGCUGGGUAAACCAGACAUCAAGGUAGAGACAAUAAACAAGGAGACCCACAGUCUGGAGGAGGACUCCGGCAGCGUUUCCACGGCAUCACGCAUGGUCAAGGCCAUGUACUCGGUGAGUCGCCAUGACAACGCUACAGCAGGUUGCCUUGAACUUUGCUGGCUUUGGUUUAUGUUACCCAAGUUUCCCCUCAGGCGAUAACUAAAGUUUUUUCAAUAAUUCCAACGACGCCUCAACUCUGAAGCUAUCACCUUACAGCUAACCCUUUAACAGAAAUGCACAAUUUAUUUUUCUGUCAUAUCAACUUUUGCUGUUCUAUCUUUUCAAUCACAAUACUCAGAAUUUUUUACACUUUUCAACUUAAAAUUCGAUCUGUCACUUUCUCUUCCUUACCUCUUCUUUUUAUUUUUUAUUCUUCGGUCCCCCGCCCCCCCCCCCCUCUUAUGUUGGAUUCCUCCCCACCUUUGUUGUUUUUUCGUUGUUUGAUGGUUUAGUUUCUGCCCUCUUCUGUAUCCUUCUCUCCCUCCUCUCAGCCCUUUAAAGAUGAUAUAGAAUUGAAACAGGACCUACGUAGCGACACGUUAGACACUCGCCAGGAGUACGACCUGAAGGUGAGAUCAUCUUACACACGUGCCUUCAGAAAGUAUUCACACCCCUUGACUUAUUCCACAUUUUGUUGUGUUACAGCCUGAAUUCAAAAUGGAUUCAAUAUAUUUUUCUCUCACCCAUCUACACACAAUACCCCAUAAUGACAAAGUGAAAAUAUGUUUUUUUAGAAAAGUUUAUUGAAAAUGAAAUACAGAAAUAUCUCAUUUACAUAAGUAUUCACAUCCCUGAGUCAAUACUUUGUAGAAGCACCUUUGGCCGCGAUUACAGCUUUCAGUCGUCUUGGGUAUGUCUGUAUCAGCUUCACACAUCUGGAUUUGGGGAUUUCUCCCAUUCUUCUGUGGAGAUUUCCUCACGCUCUGUUAAGUUAGAUGGGGAGCGGCGGUAGGGACGGUGAAAGACGGGUGAUGAGCUGUUUUCUCCACACAUAGCGCUUUGCAUUCAGGCCAAAGAGUUCCAUUUUUGUCUUAACAGACCACAGAAUCUUUUGCCUUAUGCUCUCAGAGUCUUUCACGUGCCUUUUUGCAAACUCCAGGCGUGCUGUCAUAUGCUUUUUUCUCAGGAGUGGCUUCCAUCUGGCCACUCUCCCAUAAAGCCCAGAUUGGUGAAGUGCUGUAGAGAAACUCUGUAGGUCUGUCAGAGUGGUCAUUGGGUUCUUGGUCACCUCCAUAUUUCUUAAAUUUCCCAAUGAUGGAGACCACUGUGCUCUUUGAAACUUUCAACACUCUAGAAAAUAUUGAAUGCCCUUCCGCAGAUAUAUGCCUCAUCACAAUUCUAUCUCUGAGAUUUACGGACAGUAUAGUUUCUGCUCUGACAUGCGCUGUCAACUGUGGUACCUUACAGUGCAUUCGGAAAGUAUUCAGACCCCUUGACUUUUUCCACAUUUUGUUACGUUACAGCCUUAUUCUGUAGAUUGAUCUCCUCAUCAAUCUACACACAAUACCCCUUAAUGACAAAGCGAAAACAGGUUUUUAGAAAUGUUUGCAAAUUCAUUACAAAUAAAAAACUGAAAUGCCUAAUUUACAUAAGUAUUCAGACCCUUUGCUAUGAGACUCGAAAUUGAGCUCCUGUUUCCAUUGAUCAUCAUUGAGAUGUUUCUACAACUUGAUUGGAGUCCACCUGUGGUAAAUUCAAUUGAUUGGACAUGAUUUGGAAAGGCACACACCUGUCUAUAUAAGGUCCCACAGUUGAAAGUGCAUGUCCGAGCAAAAUUGAUAGUCCCCAAAAACACAGUGGCCUCCAUUAUUCUUAAAUGGAAGAAGUUUGAAACCACAGAGACUCUUCCUAGAGCUGGCUACCCGGUCAAACUGAGCAAUCGGGGGAGAAGGGCCUUGGUCAGGGAGGUGACCAAGAACCCGAUGGUCACUCUGACAGAGCUCCAGAGUUCCUAUGUGGAGAUGAGAGAAUCUUCCAGAAGGACAACCAUCUCUGCAGCACUCCACCAAUCAGGCCUUUAUGGUAGAGUGGCCAGACGGAAGCCACUCCUCAGUAAAAGGCACAUGACAACCCGCUUGGAGUUUGCCAAAAGGCACCUAAAGGACUCUCAGUCCAUGAGAAACAAGAUUCUCUGGUCUGAUGAAACCAAGAUUGAACUCAUUGGCCUGAAUGCCAAGCGUCACGUCUGGAGGAAACCUGGCACCAUCCCUACGGUGAAGCAUUGUGGUGGCAGCAUCAUGCUGUGGGGAUGUUUUUCAGCGGCAGGGACUGGGAGACUAGUCAGGAUCGAGGCAAAGAUGAGCGGAGCAAAGUACAGAGAGAUCCUUGAUGAAAACCUGCUCCAGAGCGCUCAGGACCUCAGACUGGGGCGAAGGUUCCCCAUCCAACAGGACAACGACCCUAAGCACACAGCCAAGACAACACAGGAGUGGCUUCGGGACAAGUCUCUGAAUGUCCUUGAGUGGCCCAGCCAGAGCCCGGACUCGAACACAAUCGAACAUCUCUGGAGAGACCUGAAAAUAGCUGUGCAGCGACGCUCCCCAUCCAACCUGACAGAGCUUGAGAGAAUCUGCAGAGAACAAUGGGAGAAACUCCCCAAAUACAGGUGUGCCAAGCAUGUAGCGUCAUACCCAAGAAGACUCAAGGCUGUAAUCGCUGCCAAAGGUGCUUCAACAAAGUACUGAGUAAAGGGUCUGAAUACUUAUGUAAAUGUGAUAUUUCUGGUUUUUUUAUUUUUUAUACAUUUGCUAAAAUUUCUAAAAACCUGUUUUUGCUUUGUCAUUAUGGGGUAUUGUGUGUAGAUUGAUGAGGAUUUGUUUUUAAAAUCAAUUUUAGAAUAGGGCUGUAAUGUAACAAAAUGUGGGAAAAGUCAAGGUGUCUGAAUACUUUCCGAAUGCACUGUAUAUAGGCAGGUGUGUUUCUUUAUAAAUCAUAUCCAAACAAUUGAAUUGGCAACAGGUGGACUCCAACAAGUGGACUCUAAUCAAGUUGUAGUGACAUCUCAAGAAUGAUCAAAGGAAAUUGGAUGCACCUAAGCUCAAUUUGGAGUGUCAUAGCAAACGGGUGUGAAUACUUAUGUAAAUGAAAUAUUUCUGUAUUGCAUUUUCAAUAAUUUUGCAAACAUAUCUAAAAACAUGUUUUCACUUUGUCAUUAAGGGGUAUUAUGUGUAGAUGGGUGACAAACAAAUCUGUUUAAUCCAUUUUGAAUUCAGGCUGUAACACAACUAAAUGUGGAAUAAGUUAAGGGGUACAAAUACUGUCACACACACACACACACACACACAGACACACAUACACACACACACAUACACACACACACACACACACACACACACACACACACACACACACAUUAGUUACAAUAUGUUUUCUAAUCUCUCUCUCUCCAGGACCCCACCAACGGCUACUACAAUGUGCGUGCCUCCUCCCACGACGAGGGUCGCCCCGCCUCCCGCUCCAUGCACUACUCCGACUACCGGCCCUCCAACACCCCAGGGGGAGCUGCCUCUGUCAGCAGCAGUGCUGGAGGAUCAGGGGCCACGGCCAGCGGAGGAGGCCCUCCAGGCCCAGGGCCCCUCUCCACCCCCGGUCGCCCCAGCUGCUACGACCCCCGGCCCCCCUCCAGACUCUCCCACAACAGCUACGCCCAGUUCAACACCUUCACCCGUGCUGGGCAGAGCCAGCAGCCCCCUCCCAACCCCCCGCCGCAGACCAGCGACUUCCCUGGAGACUGCAGCCUGUUGGACUCCCCUCAGCUGGCCUACGACAACUACGGCUAUCCCUCUCACUCCUAUACCCCCUACCGCAUGGGCUUCGCCCCACCCAAUCUGGCUCCGUUGGAAGCCGGGCCUUCCUAUGAGAUGUAUGGGGUGGGGCCGGGGGUGGGGCCUGGGCCGGGGGUGGGGCCUGGUGUGGGGGUGGGGCCGGGGGCAACUCCGUCAGGGUCAGAGACUGGACUGGGG